Messenger RNA from Vicia faba (fava bean), 585 nucleotides. The record is from the annotation of a GenBank genome assembly. Lineage: Eukaryota; Viridiplantae; Streptophyta; Magnoliopsida; Fabales; Fabaceae.
AUGAGGGAUAAACCGAUUAGUAUUCAUUUGAGUAGUUUAUUUCUGAAGGAAGGAGAAGACCAUAGGGAAGCUAGGGAGCAGAUUGUGAAGGCUUGGCGUCACAUUCAUAAGAAGAGUAGGAAGGAUUUGGGACCUAGGGGUGCUGUUUCUUUGGAGCCAUACCUUCAGUGGGUCCGGUCGAGAGCCAUUCAGUUGAAGAUGCCAUAUACUCGGGAGACACCCAUGCUUGAUCUAUUUGUGAAGACUACUCCUCCCUUAUUAGAUGAUUUAGAAGAGAUGCAGCUUGCUUUGGUCAGGAUGCAACAGGAAAGGGAUGCUUGGAAGAACAAGUUCCAGACUUUAGAGAGUUCCUACAGAGCAGACCUGAAGGAGAAAGACGAUUUGAUCGAGAUCCUCGAGAGUCGAGCGGUGGAGUCUAUGGAGAGGCAAGGGGAUUUAUUUUCUCCUAAGCCUCAAACAGGUUCUGAUUACUCAUUUCCUGAUCCAGAUGGUUGGAAGGAGGUUGCCAUCAGACAUGUGGAAGAAAACCAGAAGUUGAGGGCUCAGAUUGCCAAUCUCACAGGGAAGCGCCAGCGUACAGAUUGA